UCAGUAGAAGUUUUUCCCAUCUGCGUUCUGGAAGGUCUAUCCGCUGUGGCUCACUCCAGUAGGUAUGCUUGGUCCGUUGUGAAAGUUUCAGGUCCUGGAGACUCAAACUGAUGCCUGGAGCUUUGCUUUUAUUGUACGCAGCGCUUAGUGUUAGCGAGCUAUAUACGGAGCUAUGGGAACUCCGUUGGCACCCCGGACAGAUGUGUUCGUCGUAUCCACGGUCCCUUCCAUAUUUCUCCAGAUCGACAUGGCUGCAUAGCCGACGGUCGAUCGCGCCUGCAUAUCUGACAUACGGAUGCCGAUACGAGCCAUCUCCUCGUAACAGUACGCCAUGGUCUCAGCAGAAGCACGUCGUCCUUCCUAUCCGAGGAGGACGGGGAUCCCCAUGUCCGCCACGGGUGUCCGGAAGCCUUCGGAUCUCCUAUGAUGAUAUAUUCGAGGACGCUGUCGGUCUUUCGUAUAGUGUCGUGAAAUCGUCAAAGUAGGGCAUCCAGGACGGGCCAGUUGUCCAGGUCGUUGGAGGAGGUGGGUGUGUUCCUCCAGAGCUA
This is a messenger RNA of Fimicolochytrium jonesii, 548 nucleotides long. RefSeq lists its product as uncharacterized. The transcript has a single exon. Bases 111 to 485 code for a protein of 124 amino acids. The record is from RefSeq and is a predicted model, not a curated record. NCBI's taxonomy places the organism in Eukaryota, Fungi, Chytridiomycota, Chytridiomycetes, Spizellomycetales, Powellomycetaceae.